UGCUGUGGAAGCCAAAUGCCCCUCACUGCCCCCAGUUGACAAAUGACUCACGAAUCUGUAUCCAAAGAAAAAAAAAAAAGAAUUUCUUUAAGGAACAGAGGAAUGUUUCCCUCAUUGUUAUUUUUGCGCAUUCAACUUUUGCACUUUUUCCAUCCUCAUGUCCUGAGCAGACGGGCCGUGACCUCCUGUCAUUUCUCCGCUCCGAUGCACUUCAGACGGCUUUGUAUUUGCACACGGAACACACAGUUUCAGUCACAAGGCUGCUGCUGAUAUUUAGCUGUUUGCACCCCAAUUUCACAGAGAGGAUAGUCGGCGGCUUCAGACAACAAAGAGAAGACAACUGUUUUAAAGUUGUUUGAACAAUCAGCUGUUCUUUUUACAAUUCUAUUGUCCACUGGAAUUGUAUAGUCUUGUUGUAGUUAGAUUUGCCCCGCCCCAACUCUGAGAAGCUUCUAACCCAGUGACCUUCUUGAGGACAUCAGUCAUGUUCAAACCCAAGAAUCCAGAGAGUCUUCACCUGGUCACGGAAACGAGGAACUGCUACAACACGCAGGGAAGUGUGCCAAAUCAAGGAGAGUUACACAAUAAUGAGAAUGGGGGCAUCAAGCAUUGCCAUGACAACAGUCAUGCACAGGACGAUCGAGAAAGGGAGAAGAAAGUUGCCAGGAGGAGGCUGUAUGUGGUCUCUGUCAUCUGCCUGCUUUUCAUGAUCGGUGAAAUUGUUGGUGGCUAUUUGGCAGGAAGCCUUGCUGUAAUGACGGACGCUGCUCAUCUGCUGACCGACUUAACUAGCUUCAUCAUAAGCUUGUUUUCUCUUUGGCUGUCUUCAAAACCUGCCACACAGAAACUCAGUUUUGGCUGGCACCGUGCAGAAAUCCUUGGUGCGCUGCUGUCAGUUUUUACCAUCUGGCUGGUGACGGCAGUGCUGGUGUAUCUGGCUGUGGAGCGCAUUGUCAAUGAAGACUACACCAUCGAAGGCAAUAUCAUGCUUAUUACCUCUGGCUGUGCAGUGGUUGCAAACAUUGUCAUGGCCGUCACCCUUCACCAGUCGGGCCAUGGCCACAGUCACGGCGGGCUCAGCUCCCACGGCCACGGACACAGCCACAGCCACAAGGGAGGAAAAGAAAAGUCGCCAAACAGUAUCCACUUCAGCGAUGACUGCGUGGACACGGAGCACAACCUGGAAAAUGGUGGUGGGAGAACUGAGCAGGCCAACGCUAGUGUGCGGGCGGCGUUUGUGCACGUGAUGGGAGAUCUUCUCCAGAGCAUCAGCGUGCUCGUCAGCGCCAUCAUCAUUUUCUUUAAGCCGGAGUAUAAAAUAGCGGACCCCAUCUGCACCUUUUUGUUCUCCAUAUUGGUUUUAUGCACCACCUUCACCAUCAUGAGAGACAUCCUUCUCAUCCUUAUGGAAGGCACUCCGUCAGGGGUGAAGUACAGUGAGGUGCGAGAUCGUUUGUUAGCAGUGAAGGGAGUCACAGCUGUCCACAACCUGCACAUCUGGGCUCUGACCAUGAACCAGGCUAUGCUCUCUGCACAUGUAGCCAUAGAUGAUACAGUGGAUGCUCAGACUGUUCUAAGAGAAAUGACGCAGGCUUGUUUCUCCUCCUACAACUUUUACUCUAUUACAAUCCAAAUGGAGAGACAAGCAGACCUAAAGCCAGGAUGUACUCUAUGUGAAAACCCCAAGCAGUAGUCCCUGGCAGGUUUACUUGUCAGAUCCUUUCAGAGAGGUUUUAGCCAUUCUCGCAAGUGGUUAUAAAAGCGGCAUACAGAGGGCUUUUUUUCCGCUAAGAUCAAUGAGGAAAUUUGCAUUACUCUGAAGUUACUCUUGUGUUUAAGUCAUACAAAUGUUGACAUUGAAAUAAUAAGGGUCGCACAGAAUGUGAAUGACUUGGGAAGAAAAUCUAAUCAUUCACUAUUGUGAAGUUCAAUAAACUUCACAAUUUUAUCUUUUUAAAAAUGUUGUGUAACUGAAAUUGAAGUAUCAUCUCUAGUCCAUUGUCAUAUUUUAAAAUUAAUUUGUAUUUUUUAGUUUUCUGUGAUCACAAAGAUAUACAGUACAUCCAUCAGCCACAAUAGUGAAAGCGCUCACUGAUGAUGCUACGAUGCAGUGCUCUGUUCAUACUUCUUGGGUUCUGGCUUUCAUCUGAAAGUCCCUCUGACUUGCACCAACCACCCAAACAUUGAUCUGGACCCACAUUUUUCAGUGAUAGCUGAGACUUCCACCACUCCGUUCUGCUCAGACGCAUAUUGAGAAACACAAAAACUGCUUGAGGCACAGGAACGAGCCUGAUCCAACCUGAUUUAAUCCUGCACCUCUCAAAUUCAACUCAAACCUCGCUGUGUAGCCUCACGGGUCUGAUGUCUGUGGCUCUACAAGUUAAAGUGGUUUAAGCUGCAUGUGAGAGGCCCACAGAACACUGCAGGUUUUUUUAUGUUACGGCUGACUGAUGUGUGCAUAUCCAUUCAAACUAUUAUUUUGUGACUGGUGCCUAACAAUCACUUGAGUAUAACAUCAUAUUUUAUUGUUAGGACACCACCAUGGCUGCAGGCUGAGUGGCUGCAUUAAUAUGGACCAAUUGUUUUACUAUUUAUCGACUUUGAUACCAGCAACCUGAGAAGUGCUGCAUAUGCAGUGCACCAUGAAGUGUCCAAGAGCAUAAAACAGCAGUG
Molecule: messenger RNA, 2673 nt
Organism: Menidia menidia (Atlantic silverside)
Lineage: Eukaryota; Metazoa; Chordata; Actinopteri; Atheriniformes; Atherinopsidae
Source: the annotation of a GenBank genome assembly